GCCGCAAUGAGCCAGGACAAUACGCCCGUUCCCUCGACCGAGGGCGCAAACCAAGGUCAGACCAUGUCUGAAGCCGAGCUGGACCAGAUGCAGAGCAUUCUCGACUUCGUCUACGACUACAGAACUCCCGACGGCCAUGACCCGUCCAAAGUCUUCCAUCGCAAGGUCAAUAAGCGCGCCCUCCCUCAUUACUACGAAAUCAUCAAGGACCCCAUGGCUAUGAGCACCAUCAAGGCCAAGAUUAACAACAAAGAGUACAAGGACUGGUCCGAGUUUGUCCGCGACUGGGCUCAGAUUGUCCACAACGCCCAAGUCUUCAACAGAGCCGAUGCCGGUGCAUACCAAGAUGCCGUAACUCUUCGAGAUGUUGUUACCACUGAACUCAAGAAACUGGUCGAUCUCAAGGUCAUUUCAGAAGAGGUUGCUCAGUUCCCCUACUUGGGCGAAAUUCCACCCCAGGACGAUGUGCCGCCUGAGGAAGAGGACGACGACGAAGACGAAGAUGACGAAGAGGACGACGACAUUGGUGGAGAUGAUUCGGACGACGAUGGCGGCAAGCGAAAGAGAAAACGAGGACGUCCUUCAAAACGCGACCGCGAUUUGGACAAAGACGAUGAUCCCGAGACAAGAAAGAAACGCGGAAGACCACCAAAGGUCCUCACUCCUGUCGAAGCUCGCAUUCAGGCUGUCCUUAAGGGCAUUAGAAAACCCAAGGGCGCCGGAGGUCUCAAGAUUACAUCCUUCGAACGUUUGCCUGACAAGGCAGUCAUGCCCGAAUACUACGCCGAGAUCCGAGAACCCAUGGCAUUCGAUGUGCUCAAGCGCAAGCUCAAGAGAAAGAAGUACCAGUCGCUCGAGCAGUUCAUGAAGGAUGUUGACCUCAUGUUCGACAACGCAAAGUCUUACAACCAGGACGAGAGUCAGAUUUACAAGGAUGCUGUAGAGCUGCAGGCUGAGGCGCACCGUCUGGCCGACGAGGAACGCAGCAAACCCGAUACCGACUAUGUCAUGGACGAGGGAAGAAUUCCUUUGCCCAACGGCAUUCUCUACAAUGGCGAGCUCUACAAGGUCGGCGACUGGGUCCACGUCCAGAACGCAAAUGACCUGACCAAGCCAAUCCCGUGCCAAAUCUACCGCACCUGGCAAGAUCCACAAGGCGGUCAAUGGGUAAAUGUCUGCUGGUACUACCGUCCCGAGCAGACCGUACACCGCUUCGACAAGCACUUCCUCGAGAACGAAGUGGUCAAGACUGGCCAAUACCGCGAUCAUCGUGUAGACGAAAUUGUUGGCCGAUGCUUCAUCAUGUUUACGACACGCUAUUAUAAAGGCCGUCCGCGUCGCCAACCCGCCGACUUGGACAUUUAUGUCUGCGAGGCUCGCUACAACGAAGAGAAGUUCAAGUUCAACAAGAUCAAGACGUGGGCCAGUUGUUUGCCAGACGAGGUGCGCGACAGAGACUACGAGAUGGAUCUGUUCGACAUGCCGCGCAAGAUGAGAAAGAUACCCAGUCCGAUCGCAUACCUGCUCAAGGACACUGAUAAGGAGACGGAUGACAUGCCCAAGCCUGAGUGGGGAGCGGAGAAUGCUCCUCCCAAGAUUGGUGCUGUUCACAGGCGUCCUCGCGAUCCCAGAGACUCUCCACCUCCAGAACCAACCCCCUCGCCUCCGCCUCAGCCUGCCAUCGCUCAAGCUCAGGCUCGUCAGUCUCAGCCAUCACACAUGUCGCCAUCCAUCCCGGCUGCUACCAUGCAAGCCUAUUCGCCUGUGCAGUCUCAGAUGACGCCCAUGCAAACGGCUGCCCAACCCGUUCGUCCCAUGCAACCCAUGACACGUCCUUCGCACACUCCUGCUCCUGUUCAACCCUACACGCAAACUCAUUCAGCCUCGCCCGCACCCAUGCCUAGUCUUCAACGCGCCUCCUCUGGCCAAUUUAAUCCUGCCACUCCUCAGCACAUGAGCGCAGUGCCUAUGCCUCGUACGGCUAGCCAUCCCUCCACAUUCCAACCACAGGCUCCUGCUAUACCGCCUGCUCCAUCUGCCUCACAAAGCCGCUUGUCGUACCGCGAUCCCGUGCCCAUUGAAGUCUGGACACUGCCCGAUGCAGCCAACGCCAGCAUCCCACCCGAGAUUCGUGACAUGUACCAGACGGACGACCAACGCCGCGUACUCUUCUUCUCUGCACCUCCUGUUCAACUCGCCGAAGAGGCCAACGACCCCAACAAGAACCUGGGCCACAGUCUUCACUAUAUGGCGGAGAAGUCGCGUCGCACUCAAGAAAUCGUCGCCCGCCGCAAAGCCUACGAAGAAGGCAAAGCUGCCCGCGCCGCCCAGAAGAAGCGCCAACGCGAGCUCGAUGAGGAGACACGCAAUGUAGACCACGAGACCCAGAAGGCCAGAGCUCUUGCUAUGUUGAACUCUCACCUCACACGAAGCACUGCCUGGGAGAUCAAGGCCAUGUAUGGU
Aureobasidium melanogenum CBS 110374 is the source of this 2463-nucleotide messenger RNA. Its product is annotated as Bromodomain-containing protein. The annotation marks the transcript as partial. Lineage: Eukaryota; Fungi; Ascomycota; Dothideomycetes; Dothideales; Saccotheciaceae. The transcript is spliced from 2 exons. Gene Ontology annotation, biological process: chromatin remodeling. Gene Ontology annotation, cellular component: RSC-type complex. The record is from RefSeq and is a predicted model, not a curated record. Gene Ontology annotation, molecular function: chromatin binding; protein binding.